CUAGAGAGAGAGAGAGAGAGAGAGAGAGAGCAUUAGAUGGGUGAGAAGAAGCCUCUUCCCUCUUCUCAUGUUUCACUGAUACCAAUACACUUAGCUGCAGUAGUAGCAGUACUAGUAAUAAUAGUAACAAUAAUAGUGGAGGGAGUAGUAGUGUGUGAGGGUACAAGUGAGGAGAAAAAUGGCCUUUACAGGCUGAGCAAGCUAGAGAUGUUUGUGGAUGAGCUGCCGGACAUGCCCAAGCUUCAAGGCUUCCGCUUCGACGCCGCCGGUGCUCCGGUCGCCGGUAAUCUCACCAUCGGCAUGUAUGACACCACUUGGAAAUUUCAUCGUGAUCUCCCGCCCUCCCGGGUUUUCGCCUACGGCACGUCCAGAGAAACUGCCACGGUCCCCGGCCCCACCAUCGAGGCCCUCCGGGGUGUCCCCACCCACAUCACCUGGACCAACCACCUCCCGUCCCGCCACUUCCUCCCGUGGGACCCCACCAUCACCACCGCCUCCCCUCGCUCCGGCGUCCCCACCGUCGUCCACCUCCACGGCGGCAUCAACCCCCCUUCCUCCGACGGCAACGCCCUCGCCUGGUUCACCUCCUCCCUCUCCUCCACCGGCCCUCACUUCUCCUCGCCUAUUUAUUUCUACCCCAACGCUCAGCCCCCGGGCAAUCUCUGGUAUCAUGACCACGCGAUGGGCCUGACGCGCGUAAACCUCCUCGCCGGCCUGAUCGGCGCCUACCGCGUCUCCGGCCCCGAGGAGGCGGCGCUGGGCCUCCCGUCGGGCCACGAGUUCGACCGGCACAUCGUCCUCUUCGACCGUGCGUUCCGCGCCGACGGCGCGCUCUACAUGAACGCCACCGGCGACAACCCGGGGAUCCACCCGCAGUGGCAGCCCGAGUACUUCGGCCCCGCCGUCGUCGCCAACGGCAAGGCCUGGCCCUUCCUCCGCGUCCGCCGCCGCCGCUACCGCCUCCGCAUCCUCAACGCCAGCAACGCCCGCUUCUUCCGCCUCUCCCUCUCCAACGGCCUCCCCUUCGUCCACGUGUCCUCGGAUUCCGUGUACCUCCCGAGGCCCGAAGCUUCCAGAAGCUUCCUCCUCGGCCCCUCCGAAUUCGCCGACGUCGUCGUUGACUUCGCGAAGUCAACCUCCGACGACGUCAUCCUCCGCAACGACGCGCCGUACCCGUACCCGUCGGGGGAUCCGACGGACGAGCUGAGCGGGCGGGUGAUGAAGUUCGUGAUCCGACGGCGGAGGGAGCGCAGGCGCGACCCGUCCCGUGUCCCGCGGUCGCUGCUACGGUAUCCCGCGGCCGACGUGGCGGAAUCGGCGCGGACGAGGUACAUCACGAUGUACGAGUACGAGAGCGCCACGGGGGACCCGACGCACCUCUACCUGAACGCGAAAUCGUAUGGCGACCCCGUGACGGAGACGCCGGGGGAAGGGACGGCCGAGAUUUGGCGCGUGAUCAAUCUGACGGACGACAACCACCCGCUGCACAUCCACCUGGCUGUGUUCGCGGUGCGGGAGCAGCGGGAGCUGGUGGACGUGGAGGGCUUCAAGGAGUGCAUGAUGAGGGCCAACGACGCCGUGCGGUGCCGCGUGGGGCGGCACGCGGUGGGGCGGCGCCGCGCGGUGCCGCCGUGGGAGCGCGGGUGGAAGAACGUCUUCAAGAUGCGUCCCGGGUUCGUGACCGAGAUCCUGGUCCGGUUUAAGCCGCUCGGAGGGACGGAGCGGACGUAUUCAUUCGACGCCACCGCCGAGCCCGGCUACGUCUACCAUUGCCAUAUCUUGGAUCAUGAAGACAAUGAGAUGAUGAGACCAUUUAAGCUUGUGCAUUGAUUAAAUAAUCGUGCGCUAUUUGGAUCUCCAAGUUUUGCUCAGGUGUAAUCGAUCGAUGGUUCAUGUUGCCUUUGUUGGUAAAAUCAAAAACUUAAUUAUUUACCGUAUUUUUCUCAGUAUAUACUUAAUAAAGGGAGUACAUAGAAGGGCAAAUUGUACAUUUACCACUGUAGUGUUUGAUAUGAUGAUGCUGCAUGGGUUACAUUCAAAUUAAGUUUCUCCUAUAUCAUCUAGAAAAUUUUCAUGGCGUUA
Molecule: messenger RNA, 2082 nt
Organism: Ananas comosus (pineapple)
Lineage: Eukaryota; Viridiplantae; Streptophyta; Magnoliopsida; Poales; Bromeliaceae
Product: multicopper oxidase LPR2-like
Exons: 4
Coding region: 37-1830 (597 amino acids)
Molecular function (GO): oxidoreductase activity; copper ion binding
Source: RefSeq, a predicted model, not a curated record